Messenger RNA from Symbiodinium natans, 312 nucleotides. Lineage: Eukaryota; Dinophyceae; Suessiales; Symbiodiniaceae. The record is from the annotation of a GenBank genome assembly.
AUGCGGCAGACCCAGAGGCUCAAGAACUUCCACUGCGCAGAAGACCGCGCAACCUUCUCUCCUUUCACGGAUCUGGGGCAGUUCGGACCGAUUCGCUUGUGGCCGGCCAUUCCAUCCAAGCUGCUACUUGUAGCUAGGCUCCAGAGGAGUGCUGCAUUGAGUCCGCUAGACUCUAGACAUGCCUCGCGUUUCAAUCCGUCUUCUUUGUAUGAUGUCUCCCCACAGCUGGGCGCAAAGGUCUCAAAAUAUGGGCCACAUACUCAAGCUGUCUUGCAGCUCCUGUGCGUCAAGAGUGGCCCUUCAGAUGCCUAA